Molecule: messenger RNA, 1167 nt
Organism: Recurvomyces mirabilis
Lineage: Eukaryota; Fungi; Ascomycota; Dothideomycetes; Mycosphaerellales; Teratosphaeriaceae
Exons: 2
Coding region: 1-1167 (388 amino acids)
Biological process (GO): positive regulation of DNA-templated transcription; regulation of transcription by RNA polymerase II
Cellular component (GO): SAGA complex; DUBm complex
Molecular function (GO): transcription coactivator activity
Source: RefSeq, a predicted model, not a curated record
AUGGCGGAUAUCGACUUGAAGGAGAUAGCGGCCCAGGUCUUCGAAGACGCUCUACAGCGCAUCAUCCAUAACACAGUUAUACAGCAGCAUCGCGCACACAAGCUGAUGCUCGCAUCCCUCGACCCGACCAGCAAGCUCCCACACUGCAAGACCUGCCGUCUUCCUCAGCAGCUGGACCCGCCUCUUGCUCCCAGAGUGCGAGGCGUGACUACGGAGCCUUCUUCGAGCACUCAGUACUGUGAGCGAAGACCCUGGGCGAGGAGACCCGGGCACGACAUCUACGAUAAUCCUUUCCCCAAGGCCGAUGCAACUGGACGCCCGCCUACGAAGAAAGAGCGAGAAGCAGCAAAGGCAAAAGUAACAGACGGCACACCUGCUAGCGAAGAAGCUGGUGGGCAGAAUGGGACUGGUCCGCCGAGUCCGAGCGAGAACGGAGAGAUUACGACGAAGAAGGGCGAGAAGAAGGCUUCCAAGAUCGAUGAAAAAGGCAUGUAUUCCACUGUUAGACACCCAGAUUUGACUCAGUACACUAACUUUGUUCUAUUGAAAAGUGGUACCUACGUACCAUGGCAUACAUGUCCGAGCUGCAAGCGUAGUCUGCUUAUUACGCGGUUUGCGAAGCAUUUGGAGCAAUGUAUGGGCCUAUCUGGACGCGCGGCGAGUAGGAACGCUAUGCAGAAGAUGAGCUCGACGCCGGGCGGGAGCAGAGCCGGUACACCAGCACCGAACGGCAGCCAUGACAAGAAUGGUGCCGGGGAUGACGAAGACGAGGAUGAGCUAGCGGUCAAAGGCUCGGGUAGCAUGAAGAAGAAGUUGCUGAAAAAGAGCGUGAACAUCAAGAUGAAGAAGGAUAAAGAGCGCAUGAACGGCACGAGCAAAGCCAACGGCAGCAAACUUGCUGCGAAACGUCCACCGAGUAGCAAUGCUUCGCGGACGAGUCCUGCGCCUUCACAACUCGCGUCGGCGGACAAGAGAGAUCGUGACGAGAUGUUGCUCGGUGACGAGGGCGACGAAGACGAGGGUGCGAUUAGGGUGGCGAAAAGGCAGAAACUGAGCCGAGUUGGCUCGACAGCAAGUUUGAUCAGCGCUGGCGGAUCGGUAGGUAUGGAGAGGCAGGAGUCACAGAACUCGAGUUUUGUUGAUGAUGCGAGCGUGGCCGAUGACUAA